GAGUCAGAUAAGUUGAGAAUGCUGUCACCUCAGGAGCAUUUAGAGGGCAUUCAUCAGCAGUUUAUAGCAUCCCAACAAAGGAAAUGGGGUCGAGGAGCGACAAUGUCAAAGAUAGCGAAGGAUGCACCCAGAACACCUAAAGACACACAAGGUGGAAUUAGGAGGAUGACAAAGAGAAGACGUCCAAAGCACAAGCCCUUGAAGAAGUCCCCUCCAAUCCUCAACAGUCUCAAGAAACGUUCGCCAAUCAUCCACCUGCCUCCAGCCCUCCACACCCCUUCCCGACCCCAGAAGCGCAUCAAGCUUGCCUCUACCGAGCCCCACCAGGACCAAGUCGUGCCCCUGUCGUCUAUCCUGCACCCCAACUUAACGAUUCCCUACCCAUCAAGCAGGGGGGCAGGAUCGGGGCGCAGCAGGGUGGGGACACAGAUGGUUCCUGAUAGUCCCCGUGGCCAACAGGAGGAUAUUCAACAGGAGAAUAUGUAUACUGAUGAGAAUGACGCUCCAGCCAGUCCAGUGAUUGAUGUCUGUAAGACACCCUGCAAAGCUAGAUCCUUGAAGGGAUCAUCAGUCAUAUCAACACCAAUGAAAACAUACCAGAUCAUCGGUACUUCCAUCACACCCGUCAAGAUUGCUUACAAUGUAGACUCCCAAGGUGAUAGGGAAGAGAUUCCUGGACCUGAAGACCGAGCAGCUAGUCUAGACCUAGUUUGUGAUGAGGAACCAACCUCUUGGCCUGAAGAUGAUAGCUCUAGCUCCAGUGGAUCCAUUCCAGAGUUGCACAUUAGCCAGCCCUGGUUCUCCACCCCAGUCCACCCUCCUAUUCUCCCCAAAUGCAACCUUCCUCUUGACCUCUCGGCCAAGCACAAGCAGUAUCUACCAUCGGGUCCUCCUGUCCUCGAGCCUAUGUGGGAUCAGACCAAAGCCAUGGGCAGGAAGGAACCCUCCAGAGAAAACAUCCUCAAGGAAAGUGGACAUGGAGCAUCUGUCAAAACAACACCUCGUAAGAAGUACCAAAAGAGAGCCACGGCAGCCAGAGUACGUGCAUGGGAUGCUUCUUCUGGGCGUGUACUCAGUCCAGUCCAGCCGUACAGCGGAGUCUUCAAGGCUCUUCAGCAACGGAAGGCUGAGCUCGCUAGCGUGUCCAAGUCCCCUGACGUUGUUGCCAUAAGCCCCAGUGAAUACCAUGGACACCCUCAGCAGCCUGGCUCAGGGUUUGACACACCAGAAUGUUUCAUGAGUUCAUCCCUCAGGUAUCAGCUGGUGGAACGACUGAAUUCCGAUAUCGUCUAUGUCACUGACUUCACCCAAGAAUCGGACGAAGAGGUCAUUGAUCUGUUGGGGCUGGACAGUACAGAUCAUGAUGCACGCCAAUCAGACAGUGUGGUACCAACACCAAGCCUAGAUCGCAACCCGUUGGAAGACUCCAGUCCAACCUGCCUCCGAGAUGUGAGCAUCCCACCCCCUACAGGCACCAUCUCACCCCCGUCCCUUGCCCGACAUAGCAGCAUGGGAUACGAUGAAUCACCUGAACUCUUCAAGGGAUUCAGAUCGCUCUGGCUGAAAGAUACAAAGACAGAGAGCUGCAUUGUUGUGGACCCUGGACCUGAUAUCGAGACAUACCAACCCAAUGAGGAUAGUUUCUCAGGCUACACUCGCCAGAUGAGACGUGACCUGGAAAAUACCGAACUGAUGGAGCAAGAGGAAGAUCUCUUUGAAGCUGACCUGGGUGACAUGCGGCACCUGGACCCCGCUCUCCAGCUCCCGUCAUCGUCCCUUGACAGCCAAGACUACAUCGUCCUCCUUCGCAGGGAUGAGAUUGACGAACUGGACAGUAUCAGUGUGGUCAGUGACACCGAGGACAACCGGGCUAGUCCUCGCUUCAAGAAGAAGUCUGUGAAACCUGCAGAGGUAGCGGCCGACGGGUUGAUCACUCCAGCUUUGGCAUCUUUUGCGACCUCGGCACUCAGCAUGAAACACACAAGGCCUACGAACCUGAGGCCGCAGAGGAAGAGGAGGAAAAACAUACGACUCAAUCUGCCAAAAGCUCCAAGGAAUUCUGGUGAAGAUGAGGAUGACCUUAACAUUUGGAAGUUCACGCAGGCCGCACUGAAUGAGAAAGACGUCUUGGGAUUUCUUCCUACUGACACCUCUUAUGCGUUUAUUACAAACAACUACUAG
This is a messenger RNA of Lytechinus variegatus (green sea urchin), 2181 nucleotides long. RefSeq lists its product as uncharacterized. The transcript is spliced from 10 exons. The record is from RefSeq and is a predicted model, not a curated record. Bases 19 to 2181 code for a protein of 720 amino acids. Lineage: Eukaryota; Metazoa; Echinodermata; Echinoidea; Temnopleuroida; Toxopneustidae.